Messenger RNA from Parnassius apollo (apollo), 4353 nucleotides. NCBI's taxonomy places the organism in Eukaryota, Metazoa, Arthropoda, Insecta, Lepidoptera, Papilionidae. The record is from the annotation of a GenBank genome assembly.
AUGUUUUCCAAGUCUUUAACUAGUAAGGAUACGUUCCUUGUGCAGACCAAAGCAGCGAGAGAAGAACGAGCAUUGGAAAAAAAGCGCGAGCAAUCCGCUAUUAGAAUUCAAGCUAUAGUGCGAGGUUGGCUCGCCAGACAGAGAUUUGUUAAACUUAUAUUAAAAGAAUUUGAUGAAUUGCUUCCUGAAUCUAUGCCACAUGGGUCUCAAGAUGAAUCUACACAUCCUGUUGAGCUUAUUCCAGCUCUGGAUAUAUACAGAAUCACUUGCCGUUUAUUUCUGGUAUUUAAACAACCAAGGGACAAAAAGAGAUUUGAAAAGCUUUGCAAAUAUAUAGUACAAAGUUUGCAUUCAGAGUCUGUAAAGUUAUCAUAUGUUGGAGUGUUCCUAAACAAAGAGUACAGUCUCCAGUGGAUAGCCCACAUAAAGGACCUUCUUUACAAAUGCUGUUUAUAUCUUGAAGAGUUGAAACCUGAAUCACCAAUAGACAUGCAGAGUAUACUUAUCCAUUUGCAUACACUUAUAGCUUUUACAGCGACCAACACUUGGGCUCUGACAAGGCUUAAAAAUUUUGACAAACUUAGGGGUGGGAUGACACAACUAUGUGCUAACAUUAUGGGGUCAUUAUUCCAUAAAGGUUACUAUUUAACAUUGAAAUCACUCCUACUUCGCGGUUUGUGUCGUGAAAAAGUCAGCCUUAAGAAUAUCUCAUUAACAGCAAUAGUGACACUGUCUCUGCGGCCACUUGUAUCAGCCCAAUUUUCAGAGAAACUUCUCACUAUGUAUAUAAUACAGAUUUUGUCUGUGCCUACACUCGUGUUCCACAUGCAACAAAUAUCGCCAGAGUCUAUAUCAGCAUACCGUUCACAUUCAGUGUUUGACAAAUGCCUGGAGUUUUUGAGUACUGAUCAAAAUAUGCGCAUUGUAUUCAACACCUUAGAAGGAAAUUACGCAUUAUGCUUACUUGCCAACCUGGUGCAGUUGGCACACCUGGAGAGAGAACAUGCACUGCCCGAGUCCUACUACCCCACUUUCGUGCUAGUAGUGACAAGAUUUUUAGAUUCUUGUCAGCAAUAUGUUGUUUGCAAAAAAGGUAAUCUUAGCAACUGGCAUCCCAUACUUGGCUGGUUUUCCCAAAGCUUUGAUGCUUACUUGCCCCCUACGAUGGGAAACCUACGCAAUCAAUUAUCACUGCUAUGGGGAGCUCCUUUGUUGAAGAAGAUAAUGGCAACGCCACUUAAAGAAAUGGUUGAUUCUGGUGUGAGUGGGGAGGAAGGAGCUGGCCCUUCACAACCAUCAACUCCCAUUCAAAGUAGUAACCCAGCAGCGUUUAUUAGAAGAGCGAUUGAAGCCAGGACAAACAGAUCCAACUCCCACAAGAAUUAUAGAAAACUGGGCUCGCCUGACUGUACUAAAACAGCAUUAAUUUGCUCUAUGUACCACACGGCACUACAAACCUUGACGCAAGUUAAAUUGGAUAUACUUACAGGUCUGUGCAACCAAGAUGAAAUUCUGUACUCGCUGUGGCAGUUUCUGUGCACAUUGGGUCAAAAUUGCGGUUUAAAGUCAUUCCUUGACCUCUUAGCUGUAAAUACAAAGACAUCUGCACCGGAAUUCCAAAUGUUGAUACUCUUUGCCGAUUGCAUGACGCACUAUGUCACUAUUUUAGAUGAUAUGGAAAUGUACGAGCAACAGGAUCCAUUCAAAUUGCAAGAUUUCAUUGCUAUGUCUCAAUUUUUAAAUAUGUUUGUAUAUAAAACAAUUAUGGGACAACUGUUCGAUCUGAAGAGUAUCCAGACAAACGAGUUGUUCAGCUCGUUGCACACACUCCUGCUGGUGCUGUACAGGCGCGACUGCCGCCGUAGUUACACGCCGCCCAACCACUGGCUCGUGAAGGAGAUACGAGAGGGACAGUUCAUGGCUGAUCUUGAGAAAGGAAAGAAGCCGCAACAGGUGCUAGUACAGAAGACCCCACACAUGAUAGCGCAUGGCGAACGAGUCAGACUGUUCAGACGAGCGGUUGCUGACGAGAAGGUGGUGCUGGGGCUGACGGAGCGUGCGUGCGUGUCGGGUGCGCGCUCGACGCUGGUGACGGUGCGGCGCGCGCGCCUUGUGGAAGACGGCUACCGGCAGCUGGCUGCGCUGCCCGCGCGCGCGCUCAAAGCCGUCGUGCGCGUGCGCUUCGUCAACCAGCAGGGGCUCGACGAGGCCGGCAUCGACCAGGACGGCGUGUUUAAAGAGUUCCUAGAGGAGACUAUCAAGCGGGUUUUUGAUCCGUCUCUAAAUCUGUUCCGUGUGACGAGCGAGGAGCGACUGUACCCUUCGCCCACGUCGUGUCUACAGGAGAACCAUUUGCAGUUGUUCGAGUUUAUUGGCAGAAUGCUCGGAAAAGCCGUUUACGAGGGUAUCGUGGUGGACGUGCCAUUCGCGUCGUUCUUCCUGAGCCAGGUGCUGGGGCAGACGCAGCAGGCGCUGUACAGCUGGAUCGACGAGCUGCCUUCACUUGACCGCGAUCUUUACCGCAGCCUCACCUACAUCAAGCACUUCCAGGGCGACAUCUCUACAUUGGAAUUAACGUUUUCGGUUGACGAAGAGAGGUUGGGUGAAAUCGUAACACAUGAACUUGUACCAGGCGGAAAGGCUAUUCCAGUUACAAACGAAAAUAAAAUAAACUACAUUCACAUGAUGGCCCAUUUUCGCAUGCACACUCAAAUCAAAGAUCAAACCAACGCGUUUAUCAAAGGCUUCAGAGCUAUCAUCAAUCCUGAAUGGCUUUCACUUUUUUCCACUCCAGAGCUGCAGCGUCUGAUCAGCGGCGACAACGUGCCGCUGGACCUGCGCGACCUGCGGCGCCACACGCAGUACUACGGCGGCUUCCACGACUCGCACCGCGUCGUGUGCUGGCUGUGGGACGUGCUGCAGCGCGACUUCACCGAGCACGAGCGCGCCAUGUUCCUCAAGGUACGCACCCACUUGCACUUGCACGACUCGCACCACGUCGUGUGCUGGCUGUGGGACGUGCUGCAGCGCGACUUCACCGAGCACGAGCGCGCCAUGUUCCUCAAGGUACGCACCCACUUGCACUUGCACGACUCGCACCGCGUCGUGUGCUGGCUGUGGGACGUGCUGCAGCGUGACUUCACCGAGCACGAGCGCGUAAUGUCCCUCAAGGUACGCAUCCACUUGCACUUGCACUUGCACGACUCGCACCGCGUCAUGUGCUGGCUGUGGGACGUGUUGCAGCGCGACUUCACCGAGCACGAACGCGCCAUGUUCCUCAAGGUACGCCCCCACUUGCACUUGCACUUGGACGACUCGCACCGCGUCAUGUGCUGGCUGUGGGACGUGCUGCAGCGCGACUUCACCGAGCACGAACGCGCCAUGUUCCUCAAGGUACGCCCCCACUUGCACUUGCACUUGGACGACUCGCACCGCGUCGUGUGCUGGCUGUGGGACGUGCUGCAGCGCGACUUCACCGAGCACGACCGCGCCAUGUUCCUCAAGGUACGCACCCACUUGCACUUGCACGACUCGCACCGCGUCAUGGGCUGGCUGUGGGACGUGCUGCAGCGCGACUUCACCGAGCACGAGCGCGACAUGUUCCUCAAGGUACGCCCCCACUUGCACUUGCAUGUCUCGCACCGCAUCGUGUGCUGGCUGUGGGACGUGCUGCGGCGUGAUUUCACCGAACACGAGCGCGCCAUGUUCCUCAAGCGCGACUUCACCGAGCACGAGCGCGCCAUGUUCCUCAAGGUACGCACCCACUUGCACUUGCACGACUCGCACCGCGUCAUGUGCUGGCUGUGGGACGUGCUGCAGCGCGACUUCACCAAGCACGAGCGCGCCAUGUUCCUCAAGGUACGCACCCACUUGCACUUGCACGACUCGCACCGCGUCGUGUGCUGGCUGUGGGACGUGCUGCAGCGUGACUUCACCGAGCACGAGCGGACCAUGAUCCUCAAGGUACGCACCCACUUACACUUGCAUGACUCGCACCGCGUCGUGUGCUGGCUGUGGGACGUGCUGCAGCGUGACUUCACCGAGCACGAGCGCGCCAUGUUCCUCAAGUUCGUAACAUCGUGCUCGAAACCACCCGUACUUGGAUUUGCACAUUUAAAGCCACCUUUCUCGAUACGUUGUGUUGAAGUGGGUGACGACGAGGAUACAGGCGACACGAUUGGUAGCGUCAUUAGAGGAUUCUUCACUAUCAGGAAGAAGGACCCGCUAAACCGUCUCCCUACCUCAUCGACCUGCUUCAACCUGCUAAAGCUGCCCAACUAUCAGAAGCGGAGCACCCUUCGCGAUAAACUACGCUACGCAGUCAACAGCAAUACAGGCUUUGAACUCUCUUAG